AUGGAUGGCCCCGCUUUUGUGGCGAAAAUCGAUAUGGUCACGUGUUCAUCGCAUUGUCGCGCGAAUUUCGAUCCGGCCUCGGAGGAACCGUUUCCGUGUGGCGGUUUUAAUUUCAGAGCUGGCAGGAAUCCGGUUUGCGAAUUUUUCCCAGCGACCGGGGCUGCAGAUGUGAGUGAAGUUGAAUUUUGUUAAUGGUAUUGUCAGUCCUUAGUUCAACUAUAGUCUAGUUUGAUGAAUUGACUCAGUUCAACUAUAGUCUAGUUUGAUGAUUUAGCUUAGUUCAACUAUAGUCUAGUUCGAUGAUUUAGCUUAGUUCAACUAUAGUCUAGUUCGAUGAAUUAGCUUACAAUUAGUUCAACUAUAGUCUAGUUUGAUGAAAAAAUUCAGCCGAAGUAUGGAAGCCCAUUGAAAAAAAUUCAAACCACACGCGCAACGUCAACGCGGAGUCUCGUUUCUAUUCCACCCCAGAAAAAAAAGAAAAAACAACGAGACUCCGCGUUGAUGACACCGCGCGUGGUUUAAUUGUGUUUAUUUUUUGGCAUUUUUUCUUUUCAUUCCAAAAACAUUUUUUUUUUCGAAAUGAAUUUUUAAAUUUGAAAAAAAUCCACGUUUCACGCUUAUUUUUCAUAUUUUCCCUCAUUUUCAAUUUCGAUUCCAGAAAAACGCGACCCAAUCGCUAAAAAUCGAAGAUGCUCCAACAUUUUACUACGAAAAAACGUGUCUAAAAAUCGCGAAACGCUGUGAAGAAAGUGCCUACAUGUUCGACGUGAAAAAGGGUUAUCGAAUCGACGAGGUUCCCCACAAAAUAAUCAAUAUCUCCACGACAAUUCAAGAAUGUAUGGAAGAAUGUGGAAAUCUUCAAGAUUGUCAAAGUUUCGGUUUUCAUCGAGAAGCAAUGCGUUGCUCAUUUUAUAAAAUGACGAGAAGAGAUGCGAUUAUUAUUAAGGAUCCGAAAAUGGAUUAUUUUGAAAAUAAUUGUAUACAUCGUAGGUGUUUUUUCUGGAAUCUGGAUUUUUUGGAUGAUAUUCAAAUUAAUUUUGUUUUAAGCUUCAUCUCGCUGUCCGAACGGUCGCAUCGAAUUUGUGGUAACUCGAAAAGCCGAUGUUCCCUCAUUCGGUCUUGCACUUGGUGUUAAAAGUAUCCGAAGUUGCAUGCAAUCCUGCAUCAAUAAUGGACAAUUUCACUGUCGAAGUGUGCAAUUCGACGCGGUUUCCAAUGAAUGUUUUGUGUCGGAUGAGACUUCGGAUGUGGCGGUUCCUUCGUCGACGCUCGAUAUUUAUGAACCGUUUUGUGUGCCACGGAGUGAGGAAAAUACUUGUAAUCGACCGUAUUCUUUUGAGAAAUCGAUUACGUCGAAGAUGAUGAAUGUUACACCGAUUGUUGAACUUCCUAGUGAGUUUUAGACGGGACCACCCACGAAGCCUCUGGCUUAAACUAGAAGGUACGCAAAAGUUCGUCGCAGUGUUUGCACACAAAUUUUAUUUUUGACACUAAACUUCUAGGAAAAUCAAAAUUUAAUCUAGUUUAGACAAACAAGGGUUAGGCUUAGACCUUUCAAAAUUUUAGGCUGAGGCCUUUCAGGAUUUUAGGCUUAGGCCUUUCAGGAUGUCAGGCUUAGGCCUUUCAGGAUUUGUCUUAGGCUUAGGCUUUUCAGGAUCUGAGGCUUAGGCUUAGGCCUUUUAGGAUUUGUUUGUAUUAGGCUUAGACCUUUCAGGAUUCAUCUAAAAUCUUAGGCCUUUCAGGAUUUAUCUAAAAUCUUAGGCUUAGGUCUUUCAGGAUUUUUUGUCUUAGGCUUAGGCCUUUCAGGAUGUUAGGCAUAGGCCUUUCAGGAUUUGUCUUAGGCUUAGGCCCUUUAUCUCGAAUCUUAGGCUUAGGCAUUUCAGGAUUUUUGUCUUAGGCUUAGGCCUUUCAGGAUUUGUUUGUCUUACAAGGAAAGGUUUUCAAUGUUCCCCCAAGGAAAAAAUCGAGAGUAUGUGGAAUGUUGAGGGUUCCCGUGGGUAAGAAAAACCCUAACGGGAAUAAGGAGAAAAAUGCCUUGUUUUAGAAAAUUUUGGUGUUAUUGAUUUUUGCGAUGAAAUUUUUUAGAAAAAUCGAAACUUUUUUCAAAAUUGAUGAAAAAUGUCAGUCUAAAAAUCCAUUUGUAUUAUCAAAACAAAAAAAAUUGGCAAAAAAACGGAGCCUGGAAAUUCAAAUGUCAUUCUUGCCAAGUACGGUGUUUCUGCCAGUCGCUGCGAGACCCAUAUGUGCGUCUUUGACUUUGUUUCUCUGCCCAAUGGUGUGGUCUCGAAACGGUGUUAGUGACGCAGAGGAAUACCGUACUUGGAGAAAUUGGGAUUUGAAUUUCUGGCUUCUCUUUUUUUGCCAAAUUUUUUUACUUUGAUAAUAGCGCAAACGGCGUACUUUAGUAUUACUCCGACUAAAAUUAGGAAUAAAAUAAUUUUGGUCCCAAAAGUCCACUAAAUCAAAAAUCCAGUUUGAAAAAUUCAUAGAAAAUCAACGUUUUCGUUGUGAAGGAAAAGUUUGUGUGAAUCGAGACUAUGAUUUUCGGAUUCUACGGACCAAAUUACGUCUGUUGACCGUCAUAAAUUUUUCAAGUUCCGUUCAUUUUGAAAAUGGAAAAAAUUAUUUUUUGUGUUUUUUGGUGACCAUUUGAUCAGAAAAACUCCGACUAAAAAAACCAAAUUUCAAAAAAUGUCAAAUUUUUUGAUAAAAAGUUUCACAAACACGUAAUCGACCAUUCUGAACAACUUCCACGACUCAAAAGUUCAUGAAAUAGAUUCAAAAUCGAGUUACAGAUGCUCUAAAAAUCAAAAAAUGGUGUAAAAAUCGACCUAAAAUACAUUUUUUCUCGAGAAUAAGGCAUUUUUCUCCUUAUUCCCGUUAGGGUUUUUCUUACCCACGGGAACCCUCAACAUUCCACAUACUCUCGAUUUUUUCCUUGGGGGAACAUUGAAAACCAUUCCUUGUUAGGCUUAGGCUUCUCAGGACUUCUUAAGUUCUAAAGUUGUCACUGACUUAGGCUAACUCGCCGGAAAAUAAAUGAAAUUUCGGAAAUUAUUUUUUGAAACUUUCAUCAUUGAAUUGUUGAUCAGGGCCCUGAAUUUCCAAAUCGAACUAAAACUGAAUCAGGAAUAUUCCGAACUAAUAUAAAUUUCUUCGGCUUGGAAAGUUCUAGAAUCUCGAACAUCAGCUCCGAUAACCCGAGCGAGGAUUUCCCUGAUUCUCUCACCUCCACCUUCCAGAUCAAUCAACCGAAAAAUGCCUUCAAAAAUGCAUCGACAUUGACACGUGUCAAUCGAUAAACUACAAUGUGCUGACAAGAGUUUGCACGCUUCUCGACAAAUCCAAAACCGAAGCCGCCUCUCUGAUUCACCCAGAUGAGAAUCACGAUUUCUAUGAGACGACUUGCCCGAAAACUGUGACGACUACCAAAAAAAUCCACGUGGCAUCUGUGGCUAGUACUGUGGCUAGUACACAGCAACCUGUGACUACUAGUACAAAAACUACAAUUCAAGAAAAGUUAAGAAAGACAACGGUGGAUAUUGCGAAUUAUCGAUUGUUCGAGAGAAAUCGGGAGAUUUUGGAUGAAUUUGUUCAGGAACAAUUCACGAAUAUUGUCAAUGUUCAGGAAUGUUGGUGAGUACCCCAGAAUAUAUAAAAUUAACAUGAAAAAAAGAGAAAAAAAAUUCAAAAAUUUAAACCACGCGCGCAACGUCAACGCGGAGUCUUGUUGUUUUAUUUUUUUAGGAAGCUCUGCCUUCACUUGAACUGCUCGUUCAUCUCAUUCUCCUCAACUCUGAACAGUUGCAUCGUCUCGAAUUCCACCUUGGAAAUCAGUGAGAUCACUAGAGAUUCAGCGAUCUAUGAUUUGUAUGUUCACAAGGAUCGAGUCACUACAACUCCAAGUACAACUACAACAACAUCUGAGCCUCUUGGGGCUCCUAAGUCGCCAACAUCUGACGAUGAUAAUAUUUUCGAGUUCAAUGAGCUAUUUGACAUCAGCGAGGCUUCAACUACCACUGAAGCUGUUGAAACAUCAAUCUCCACUACUGUUACAAGCACAACUUCAAGGCCAACAACAACAUCAGCACCACCCUCAACAUCUACAGCCCAUCAAAGAAGUCGCGCACACGCCUUGCCGAAUACCGAAACUAUCACUGAAGAUAAAACUCUUCUACCCAUCGAUGAUCUGGAACUCGGGGGGCUAGAAGAUUCACAACCGAUGCAACUUUCUGAAGAAUCAGGGAUCGCGUAUGUUGAUCCAGAAUUGGUGGAUGUUUCAGCGCAGUGUCAGAGUCAGGGGAUUAAUAUUACAUUUGAUUUGAGGAGUCUAGCGGUGAGGUUUGGGAAUCUGGGGUUCUAGUUGCUUAUCCAAAAGGCUUAGGCUUAGUUAAUCUUAGGCUUAGGUUAAGUUAGGCUUAGGCUUAGUUAGGCUUAGGCUUAGUUAAUCUUAGGCUUAGGCUUAAUUAGAUUCAGGCUUAGUUAAGGUUCAGGCUUAGUUAAGCUCAGGCUUAGUUAAGCUUAGGCUUAGUUGAGCUUAGGCUUAGUUAAGCUUAGGCUUAGUUAGGCCUAAGCUUAGGCUUAAGCUUAGGAUCAGUGGUUUAAGGGCUUCAGGAGAUUCAGAAGUGUUUCAGAAAACUCCUAGAAUUAUGUCUCCUGAAUCUCCUGAUCCUUUUGAUCCUGAACCUCCUGUUCUUGAACUUCAUGAAGUUUUCAGAUCUUAAAUUUUGUUCUAGAGUUCCCUUGUGAAAAUCCAAAUUUCCAGAACUACACUGGAGUUGUAUACGCCUCGGAAAGAUUCGAGCAAUGUCGAGUUUUCGUCAAAAACGCCUCGCACUUCUCAAUUUUCAUCCCACGCCCAAAACAUAAUAGUUGGUGUAAUGCAGUCGAGCUCAACAAUGAGAUGUCCACAAUCGUAAUCCUCUCCAAUGAUCGGAUUUUGCCGCAUGACGUCACAACUAAGGAUGAUCUAUUCUAUCAAGUCGCUUGUCAGUAUAAUGAAAAAGAUGAGGCGAGAGUUAAUCAAGGAAUUGUUGUUGGGUGA
Molecule: messenger RNA, 5044 nt
Organism: Caenorhabditis angaria
Lineage: Eukaryota; Metazoa; Nematoda; Chromadorea; Rhabditida; Rhabditidae
Source: the annotation of a GenBank genome assembly